AUAAACCUAUUCAACUCUUCAUUUAUCAUAACCUUAACAAUCUUAACAUUCCCUAUCAUCACACCUUUGACCAACCUAUACAAAAAAUCACACUACCCCGGCUAUAUUAAAACAAUUAUCUCCAUCUCCUUUUUCCUCAGCCUAAUCCCAACCCUCACUAUGUUUUACUCUGGUCAAGAGGCCACAAUAUAUAAUUGGAGCUGACUAAAUAUUCAAACCUUUCACCUAAAUAUUAAUAUUAAAUUAGACUAUUUUUCUAUCCUAUUUAUAUCAGUAGCCUUAUUUGUCACAUGAUCCAUUAUAGAGUUCUCACUCUGAUACAUACACUCUGACCCUAAUAUAGACAAAUUCUUCAAAUAUCUACUACUAUUUCUAAUUACUAUAAUAAUCCUAGUUACAGCUAACAACCUAUUCCAACUUUUCAUCGGCUGAGAAAGCGUAGGAAUCAUAUCUUUCCUACUAAUUGGAUGGUGACAUGGACGAUCAGACGCCAACACAGCAGCAAUGCAAGCAGUAUUAUACAACCGUAUUGGCGACAUCGGCUUCAUUCUUUCCAUAACAUGAUUUCUACUCUACUCCAACUCAUGAGACCUACAACAAAUCUUUAUUACCCAAGAAGGUACUGAUAUUAUCCCUAUGCUCGGCCUACUGCUAGCAGCAACUGGAAAAUCAGCCCAAUUCGGACUACACCCUUGACUCCCCUCAGCUAUAGAAGGCCCUACACCGGUAUCUGCCUUACUUCACUCAAGCACUAUAGUUGUCGCAGGAAUUUUCCUAUUAAUCCGCUUCUAUCCCCUCAUACAAAAUAAUCAAUCACUCCAAACACUAUGCCUCUGCCUCGGAGCAUUAACCACUUUGUUUACGGCCAUUUGUGCACUGACACAAAAUGACAUCAAAAAAAUCGUAGCAUUUUCCACUUCCAGCCAACUAGGCCUAAUAAUAGUAACCAUCGGAAUUAACCAACCCCAUCUAGCAUUUCUUCACAUCUGCACCCACGCUUUCUUCAAAGCAAUACUUUUUCUAUGCUCCGGUUCAAUCAUCCAUAAUUUAAACGACGAACAAGAUAUUCGAAAAAUAGGCGGCCUACACAAAACCCUACCAAUUACAUCUUCCUCUUUAAUAAUUGGCAGUAUAGCUUUAACAGGGAUCCCUUUCCUUACAGGAUUUUACUCCAAAGACCUAAUCAUUGAAUCUGCAACAACGUCGUAUACAAACGCCUGAGCCCUAGUUAUUACCCUAAUUGCUACAUCCCUAACUGCUGUCUAUAGCACACGAAUCAUCUUCUUCGCAUUACUCAAUAACCCUCGAUUUAAUUUCUCUCCAAGCAUAAAUGAAAAUGACCCCACAAUAAUUAACCCUAUCAAACGACUAGCCAUCAGCAGCAUCUUAGCCGGCUUCUUCAUCUCCUACAAUAUUCCCAUCACAAACAUCCCUCAAAUAACUAUACCCCCCUACAUGAAAUUUGCAGCAAUCUUAUCAACAGUCCUAGGCUUCAUAAUCGCCCUCGAACUAAACGUAAUAACCAAAAACCUUAAAUCUAAUUACUCCACUAAAUUAACUAACUUCUCAAACAUGCUAGGCUACUUCCCACCCCUAAUCCACCGAACAUCCCCAUUCAUUAACCUCUCAACAGGCCAAAACCUAGCCUCCCUAAUAAUUGAUUUAAUUUGACUUGAAAAAUCUCUACCAAAGACUAUCUCUCAAACACAAGCAAUAGCAUCCAUAUAUACUUCUACCCAAACCGGCCUACUAAAACUCUACUUCCUCUCCUUCCUGAUCUCUAUAACUCUAGCACUCACCCUACUAUUUUAA
Messenger RNA from Octodon degus (degu), 1812 nucleotides. The record is from the annotation of a RefSeq genome assembly. NCBI's taxonomy places the organism in Eukaryota, Metazoa, Chordata, Mammalia, Rodentia, Octodontidae.